This is a messenger RNA of Mytilus trossulus (common blue mussel), 746 nucleotides long. RefSeq lists its product as uncharacterized. NCBI's taxonomy places the organism in Eukaryota, Metazoa, Mollusca, Bivalvia, Mytilida, Mytilidae. The transcript has 3 exons. The record is from RefSeq and is a predicted model, not a curated record. Bases 110 to 487 code for a protein of 125 amino acids.
AUUGUUCUAGAUGUUACUUUCCCAACAAUGUUGAUAAGAAAAUCAGUAUUUAAGAACUUGUAACGAUGUGUAUGCAAUUUGAAGCAAAUAUAAAAGGUGUAUUUUGAAGAUGAAUGUUGUAGGCAAACUUUUUGUUAUAGUGUUAAUCGCCGGAGCAGUGUCAGCCAAUCCGCUAAAGGAAAAAGAAGCAAAAAGAUUUCUGGUGAGCAAAUUAACAAAGGAAGGAUUAGAACUGCUGGCAAGGAAACUAACAUCAAACAGACAAGUCAUACGCAAGGCAGAACAGUUACUGAAGGACUACUCUGGUCAUACAUUUCACCUCGAUGAGUUCAUAGAUGUUAUUGAUAACGUUGUUGGCCGAAUGGACGCUUUAGACAAACUUGCUAGUAGUUACUUUGUCGAUGCUGCUGUUCAGCUGGGAUUAUCAAGAAGUGUUGGUCUUGGUAUUUACCACACCGUUGUUACAUUGAUAGGUCUUUUUAUUUGAAAUGAAAUAUAUAAAGAUUAACAAUUUGUAUGUUAGCUAAAUCCUUUUUAUUUAAAGGAAGAAGUCGGAAAUCAUUUCACGUCUUUUCCAUUAUACUUUUCUGUAAAUACUUCGGAUGGAACAGAGCUUCCGCAUGAUAUUGGGCGACACUGAACGUGUUAAACGGUUGGCCGAAUCCUAAAAAACUUUACAUCUGCUAUAUGAAAAUUAUCAUUAUUUUUAAUUACAUCUUCUCUGUGAUGUAUGCAUAACAUGAGAC